CGGAGCCCGCCCAGUGCUGACGUUGGCAGCCGAACCCGAAGUAGUUCGAGCCGACGGGCUGCGCUGUCCGGUUGUUGCGUUGCAUUUCCUUCCUCUCUCGCUCCACGCUCCAGCAGCGGCCAGAGCAGCGGCGCGAGAAUAUCCCGGCGGCCUGCUCUCCUCCUUCGGCGCGCCCUCUCGCUCGGCCAGCGUCGUCAGUCAGUCGUCAGUCAGUCGGUGGCCCGCGCCCGGCUAGCGCUCAGGCCCAGCGGCCAGAGCUAGCGCCCAGCCUGAGAGCCAACUCGCUCCGGCGGCGCGGGCACCGGGAGUGGAGUGUGGGUCUCGGGGGCCCUAGGGCAGGCGAGCGAGCGAGGCCGAGGGGUGACCGGGGCAGGUCGUGGCGCCGCGAAGAUGGUCGCCAAGCAGCGGAUCCGUAUGGCUAACGAGAAGCACAGCAAGAACAUCACCCAGCGCGGCAACGUCGCCAAGACCUCGAGAAAUGCUCCCGAAGAGAAGGCGUCUGUAGGACCCUGGUUAUUGGCUCUCUUCAUUUUUGUUGUUUGUGGUUCCGCAAUUUUCCAGAUUAUUCAAAGUAUCAGGAUGGGCAUGUGAAGUGACUGACCUUAAGAUGUUUCCAUUCUCCUGUGAAUUUUAACUUGAACUCAUUCCUGAUGUUUGAUACCCUGGUUAAAAACAAUUCAGUAAAGCAUCCUGCCUCAGAAUGACUUUUCAUAUCAUCCUUCAUGUGUCAUUCCAAGGUUUCUUCACAAGUCAUUCCAAGUUUUCUAGUCCAUACCACAGUGCCUUGCAAAAGCACCACAUGAAUAAAGCAAUAAAAUUUGAUUAAGCUACAGUAGUGGACCCUACUUAUUCAGUCAGUAAAGAGUAAAUUUUUUUUAAUGUGGUUAUUAGAACAGUAUAUAGAUAAUUAGGUUAAAUAUGUGUAGACAGGGUCUAGAUUUUGUUAGCCCUAAUGUGUAAAUGCAAUUAGCAUAAUUUAAAAUUUGGAAUCCUAUGGUUUUUAUAUAGCUAGGCACUUUAUUACUAUCUCUUGAAAGCACACUCCCUUAUAGGGCCAUGUAACUGUCCUGUAACAAGGUGCUUAUAAAUGGAACAACCACAGUUAGCCUAGUUUUCCCACAAUUUUUAGCACCUAAAAUUUUUAAAAAGCUUCUAAAUGCCUCAUAUAAAGGGAGAUGCUUAGAUCCACAAUGUCUAAUUUAACAGUAUUAUUUCUAUUACACUACCUUGGAUUUUGCAUGAGUGAAUAUACUAACCUAAGAUGCCGUAAGAAGACAACUUGGUUGAGCAUUUUGUUCACUUUCCUUAAAAAUAACCAUUGUGGAAUAAAGUCAGGGAAGCUUUGUCUAUAUCUCCAUCGAUUUUACCAGGAUUACUUUAAUAUAUCAAAGGGGUCUAUUAUGCUGGACGUUUUUGGGAGAAAAUACUACUAAAAAUCAAUGCCUCAUCAGGACAUACUGUUGAGUCGAGUGUGCCAUAACACAUCUUAGCAUGUUAAUAGCACUUUUAAUACCAAAAAAGGCACAUCAACUGAAACGUUACACUUAGUUUGGAAAUGAUUUUUCUUGAUUUAUGAUUAAAAUUGUUAGGGUACUGGAUACAUCAGCUUAAAGUGUCAUGUGAAAUUAAAUGGAUUUCCUGAUAAGGAUCAGUCUUUUGUCUUCCCUUUGUUGUAUGAUUUUAUAGGUUAUGAUUGAUCAAACUUUCUUUUUAUUAAUGGUAAGGGUUAGUGAUAAGGCAGGCUCUGGGUUUUCUGAUACUGUUGAAAAUUGCUGGUAUUGGCUAUUUAAAUGCUUAGCCAUAACUUCAUAAAAAAGCCUGAGAAGUGUCUAUGUGUUAAUGAAUUGGAAAGAAGCCCGCUUGUUUGCUUUGUUAAUUGCCUCAGGAUAUCUCUAAAAUAAGCUGUUUUAAGAGAAACAGAAGGGAAAUCUACUACCUAGUUUAUACACAGUGUAAACCUCAGAUCUUCUGACACCCCUUAAGUAUAUGGGAGAAUGAGGGAGAGGAGUGGUUAAAAAUGUUUGGGAACUUGACUACUCUGGAAUAAGAAAGGAAUCAGCUGACCUUGGGCCAGCAGGUUUUUAUUGUCUGCAUUGUUACCUGCCUUUCUCACCCAGGAAGUCAACCAAGUACUUAUUUCCCCUUUGAAACAAGUGUCUUGAUUACCUAAUUCUGUUUUAACUUUAAAAAUGAAAGUUAUUGUUCUAAAUUCAUAGCAGGUGCCUUAUUCUUUGUUUUGAGUCAAACCAUUCCAUAUCAGACAGAAUUUCCCGUGGUUUACUAUAGACAAUUGGCUUUAGGAUGCUGAGGUGUUUUUUUGUUGUUGGUUUUUGUUUUGUUUUUUUUUUAACGUACAAUGUCUAUUCAUUUGGCUGGUAAAUUGGUAUAGUGGACAAUCAUUUUACAUAUGUAAAGUUGCAUUCCCUUUGUAUUUCGUAUGUAAUUACCAAUUGAGUGCAUUUUAUAUUAAGGAUUAUGCAUGUUUGGGUUAAUGAAAGCUAUAUCUUACUUGAUUUAUUCUUUAAAAAUAAAGUUCCCUGAAUAUUUGAUGCCUUCUAAAAGGAAAUGAUUUUAUAGAGUUCUUAUCUGAGUAUACUUUUUAUAGUUAAUAGAAAAUGAUUUUAAAGAACGCUUGAUGUGUUAUACUUGAGUUAAAAGAAGUAUCCAGAGGCACAGAUUAAGUUUUAUAACUAGGAAUAGGUGACAAGAAAAAUAUAUAAAAGCACAAUAAAUUAAAUACUUUCCCACCUGGGAUUUACCCUCACCUCAUUGAGUCUGGUUCAAGGAAAAAGCACAGGUUUUUUUGUUUUGUUUUUUUGAUCUCCCUUUCUGGGUUGAAUUUUAUAUAUCAUCUAAUGUUGAGCACAAUGUGAGAAUAAGUACUUUAUUGGGGUUAUCCACAUUAUCCAGUUACUCUGUAAUUUAGCUAUAAUGUUUCAAGAAGUUGUCAAUGAUUUCAUUGUACCUGUUGGGUUGUAUAUAAUGUUGCUCAGAAUAAUUGAGUGGGCUUCCAAAAUAGGUAAAGAUUUUCAUUGUAACAGAAUGCAUUGUAAUAGGUUUUGAUUUACAUUAAAGAAAUGUAUAUACUUAACUGC
Messenger RNA from Sus scrofa (pig), 3095 nucleotides. RefSeq names its product stress associated endoplasmic reticulum protein 1 (gene SERP1). The record is from RefSeq and is marked validated. Gene Ontology annotation, cellular component: endoplasmic reticulum. NCBI's taxonomy places the organism in Eukaryota, Metazoa, Chordata, Mammalia, Artiodactyla, Suidae. Gene Ontology annotation, biological process: endoplasmic reticulum unfolded protein response.